UUGCAGGCCACAUGCUGGCUGAACGUGAACAAGUGAAGCUGUUUUUUGUUUUUUGUUUUUUUUUUUUUGCCGUCAGCGCCGUGAAGUUCAGAGGGUUGUCGGUGUGGCGGUGGGGGCGGACGCGGCAGGACUCUCCUCUGCUGUCCUGCGGUAACAUUGUUGUGGAACGACGUCACACCUCGAAAAUGAAGGCACGGAGGCAGCCAUUACUGGAGCUUCUCUAAUUAUUUCCACUCCAGAGAAACACACACGGAAAAAAAAACUCCCAUGGCAAGAGCUACAAGUCAGAUGUAUGAUGUUGUGCCCAUUCAGCCCAACGUUGCCAUCUGUUCCUGCUCUCAUCCAUCAAUGGCAAGAAACCACCCUGACUCCUGUUCGCCACUCGCUAUCCCAAGCAGCGGUCACUGCCCCGGCAUGGAGGGCUCAGCCCCGCAGCCGUGUGCCGUAGGAGCGUCCGGCAGCGCCCCGAGCUCGGAGGCCCGCACGCAGCCGGCCGUCCAGACGCCUCAGCCACGCAAGAAGAAGCCGGAGGACUUCAAGUUUGGCAAGAUCCUGGGAGAGGGCUCCUUCUCAACGGUUGUUCUGGCGAGAGAGUUGGCCACAGGGAAAGAUUAUGCAAUCAAGAUUUUAGAGAAGCGCCACAUAAUGAAGGAGAACAAAGUCCAGUACGUGAAAAGAGAGAGAGAUUUGAUGUCGAAUCUCGACCACCCAUUCUUUGUAAAGCUCUACUUCACAUUUCAAGACGAUGAGAAGUUGUAUUUUGGUCUUAGUUAUGCUAAGAAUGGUGAACUCCUAAAGUACAUUCGCAAAAUCGGUUCAUUUGAUGAGACCUGUACUCGAUUCUACUCGGCGGAAAUAGUUUGUGCGCUAGAAUACUUACACAAAAAGGGGAUAAUUCACAGAGAUCUGAAACCAGAAAAUAUUCUUUUGAAUGAGGAGAUGCAUGUUCAGAUAACAGAUUUUGGAACAGCGAAGCAGUUAUCGUCUGACAGUAAACAAGCAAGAGCAAACUCCUUUGUUGGAACAGCACAGUACGUGUCUCCUGAGCUGCUAACAGAAAAAUCCGCCUGCAAGAGUUCUGAUCUGUGGGCUUUGGGAUGUAUUAUCUAUCAGCUGGUGGCUGGUUUACCACCUUUUAGAGCUGGAAAUGAGUAUCUAAUAUUCCAGAAAAUAAUAAAGCUGGAGUACGAGUUCCCAGAGAAAUUCUUCCCCAAAGCCAAGGAUCUGGUUGAACAGCUUUUGUCUUUAGACCCAUCCAAGCGGCUCGGUUGUGAAGAGAUGGGAGGGUACGACCCGCUGAAGCAGCACCCCUUCUUUGACACCAUUUCCUGGAGUGAUUUACACCAGCAGACGCCCCCUAAGCUCACGCCGUACCUGCCAGCUAUGUCUGAAGAUGACGAGGACUGCUAUGGAAAUUACGACGACCUCCUGAGCCAGUUCAGCAACAUGCAGGUGGCCCCGUCCAGCUCGUCGCACUCCUUGUCGCCGCACGAUUCUGCGCCGCCGCAGAGGUCCAGCAGCAACAUAGAGCAGUACAUCCACGACCUGGACAACAACUCCUUUGAGCUGGAUCUGCAGUUCACCGAAGAGGAGAAGAAAUUAUUACUGGACAAACAGACCAACGGCAACCCUUGGCAUCAGUUUGUGGAGAAUAAUCUAAUCUUGAAGAUGGGCCCAGUGGACAAACGCAAGGGUCUGUUUGCUCGUCGGAGACAGCUGCUCCUGACUGAAGGGCCACACCUGUACUACGUGGAUCCUGUCAACAGGGUCCUUAAAGGGGAGAUUCCUUGGUCCUUAGCAUUACGCCCUGAGGCCAAAAACUUCAAAACCUUCUUUGUUCACACGCCCAACCGGACGUACUAUCUGAUGGACCCCAGUGGAAACGCCGACAGAUGGUGCAAGAAGAUCCAGGAGGUGUGGAGAAGGUUCUAUCAGAGGCAUCCGAACCCCGGCCUAUAGGAGCGCAAUCCAUCGUGUGCCCGUUCAUUUUUUAUUUUUUUUUUUAGCUCUGAGGCCAAUCACUGAGCAGAAUAACACCCUCUUUAGUGCCCUUCAUCACCGCAAUGUAAACAAACUCUUAGAGACGCUGGCAUCUAGACCUUGUUUUCCUGAGUAGAUCCAUGGGAUAAAUACGACUUUGGAUUCAGGGUUGCUUUGCUUGUUCUUUGUGCUCUCUCUGAGGCUUCUAUUGCGUUUUCCACGUAUGGAUGAUAAGACUUCCACAGUGAACCUCUGCAUUUUGUACAUUCUGCUUCGGGUGUGGGGCAGCGGGGUGGGGGGGGGGGGCUGAGAAGAUGGGCAAGCUUGUCUUGUACAGUGAUGCAAGCUUGGGUACUGCUAGGACUAUCCUGAAUGCAAGGACUGGUUUCCUGCUUCAAUGAUAACAGAAUCUAGCUUUUAUGAACCACAGCCUGACUAGAUAUCUUUAAUGAAACCAUAUCCUAAUCAUACAUUAUAUGUGCAAGUUGUUGUAAAAGCCCGACUUUUAGUGCAUUUACUCUCUCUAGUUGUGACAGAUACUGUAAACUGAUUCAGUCUCACACUUAUCCAGCUCAAAUCCCACGUGUGUCUUUUCGUUUUUCCCUCCAUUUAUUCCCGUGGCGGUGGAGUUGUUUUUCAGUCUCCUGGUACUUGCUUAUUGCGGUCCAAUUAGAGUCUCUGAGUAACAGAGCGGAGCUCUGGCCUGCAGUGAGAGAUGGGUCUGAACCAGUCUGCGAGUCGGCCUUCUAUAGCUGUUACUAAGGUUGUUUAUUUUUAUUAUUUUUUUUGUUUGGGUGGGUAAAGAUGCCACUAGCUUGUACUUCUUCAUCCUAACUUGCUGAUCUUUUCUGCAUGGCCAGUUUUGUUGCUACAGCUUCUCUAUUUUGGGCACUGGAGAUGUAGUUUAAGUUUAAAAAGAAAAAAAAAAGUGGGUAUUUUUUUUUUGACUGCUUUUGGCAACCAUUGCAAAAAAAUUGGAUGUCUUGAUUGUUUUGUACCAUUUUACCAGUUUCUGUGGCGUGGAUUCUCCUAAGUUUCCCUCUCCGACGGAAUAGACGGCUCAUCUCCUGUUUGUCUUACUGAAAAUAAAAAAUCUCAUGUGCUGACCACCCCAUGCUGAACAGAACACCUCCAUGAACAGAGAUGCAUACGCCUACUAUCAUUCUCAGAAGCAAUCAGAAAAAGCUGUUGUCCCUGGACAAGGUGGCAGAACUGCCUCAGCGGCCUCACCGGCCCUUUUCUUUUUAUUAUUAUUAUUAUUAUUCUCUUUGAUUUUUGUUUUUGAUUUCACUCUGUUGUUUGGCCCAAUAGAAAUUAAAGCGAAUGAUUUGACUUGUGCUCUUGUUUUAGCAGUAUGUAUUAUCAUAAUGCUUUAAUUUUUUUUUUUUUUUGACGUAGUACCUUAAGGUCCUUUGCGAAGGCCCCUCUUCCUUCAGCUGAGUUUGUGUGCAGUGUGUGACUGGAGUAUAAGUGAACAGGACCCUGGAGCCAACCGGGGCGUCAUGUGGUUGGAUGUCCGUUAGCAGAUAUCCAUCUGAUCCAAAUAAACCGAUUAAAUUGCUGUAUCUGUCGGUAAAAGUCGAGGAAGCGCCAGAAGAGUGUUUUUUUUUUCCCCCUAUUGAUUUAAUAAUAAAAAAAAUAAAAAAAACAACCCUAUUCUGAAUCAAGUCGAUGGCAGUCGGUUACAUCAUGUAAGAAAAACUCUACCUGGUUUGUAACUGACAAGAACUGUGAUGUACAGAUCAUGUAUUAUUAAAUCUGAAGCGAAUAAUGCAAUGAUAUUAGGAUACAGUUUUUGUAUUUUUUUCUUGUAUAAGGUUAUUGAUGGCUAUUGUUUAGCCUAUAGUUCAUUCUGUGUUAUUUAAAUUCUAAUAUAUGAAUCAUAUUUGGAUUGAAGUCAUGUUCAGGGGCCAUGUUGUGUAUGUAUUGAGAUAUAAAGCCUUUGAAUGUGAAUAAUUAUUGUAAACUAUAAUAUUUUACAGCUUUUUUCUUACUAUAUCAUACAUUUUCUAUUUGCUCAGUGACUUAAUCAUAUUCUGAUAAUUUAAUGAAUCUGUUCAUUCUGUCUGAUUAUUUGUGCGCUAGGUCAGUAGAUGUUGAAUGAUGACUUUUCCACUUAAUGCUUGGUAGUCCAGUAAUUAAAGCAUGUAGGGAUUUAGGCAUUCAAAUGAAAGCCAUGUGUCUUGUCUUCUGUUUAACAACCUCCACCACAGCACUGUGGUCCAGUGGUAAUGACAUCUCACAUUUUUGCAGCAUGUAAAUAAAGUACCGACCCAUUAUCUGUG
This is a messenger RNA of Fundulus heteroclitus (mummichog), 4265 nucleotides long. It is a transcript of the gene pdpk1b, whose product is annotated as 3-phosphoinositide dependent protein kinase 1b. The coding region runs from base 268 to 1959 and encodes 563 amino acids. Gene Ontology annotation, molecular function: ATP binding; protein serine/threonine kinase activity. The record is from RefSeq and is a predicted model, not a curated record. Gene Ontology annotation, biological process: peptidyl-serine phosphorylation; intracellular signal transduction. Lineage: Eukaryota; Metazoa; Chordata; Actinopteri; Cyprinodontiformes; Fundulidae. The transcript has 14 exons.